CUGACGAGCUUACCGGAAGGAGUAGUUCCGAGCAUACCGGAACUAGUGAGGCAGUCCGGAACUGAUAGCUGAGACGCCAUAUUGAUAUAUAAGUUGAGCUGUUAUUAUCUGGCAGAUUCUGUGCAACUACAGACCAUCCAAGGAAGAUGUCUGCAGAGAAGAUCCUGUCCAAUACACAGGCAAAACGGCUAAUUCCGCCCUCGGAGUUAGCCAGUUUGGUGACUGCCCUACCUGACAAGGCCAAAGCUAUUGAGGCUUUGUUGGGGCAGGUGGACCUAGCCAAAAGGUCCAAGAAGAAGGGCUGGGCUAAAGGUUUAGCCAGGGAAUUGGACAAACUCCAGUUCUACAGCCAUUCAUGGAUUAGCCAGAAUGUCCAUGAAUUGCCAGCUACUAAAAAGCUGGUGUGGAAGGAAGAUCCAACAGGGACCUCCAAAGACAUUCGCCUGGCUAUUGAUCCAUCAAUCCAGGUGAUUCGCUCCGACUGUGGGACCAAACCCCACACGUCGUCAGAGUCCAUCGCCCUGUUGGAUGAGUUCGACAUGGAGGUAGAAGUGGAGUCUGGGGAUGAGAGGAAGUUGCUGGCCAGUCCACCCUGUUCACCUCUCAAGCCAAAGCCAGUUAGCCCUGUCAAACCAAUUGUCAGGGCUAGCUCCCCAAGGAAGUCCUGGGCUGAGGCAAUGGAGUUGGAGGUCCCUCUAACUCUUGUAGCCACAGCAGCCCCUCCAUCGUCGGAGACUGUGACCAUAACACAGUCUGCCGCCCAGAGGUCAUACGCCAGUGUUGUGACUUCAGGGCCUUCGGAUAGCCAAAAGCCGAAUGUGGUCGAGCGUCUCCUGAAGUUAUCUCAGGAAAAGGCCUCUGCUAGUUCUGACCAACCCAAAGGUCAGAAUAAGGACCCUAAGAGUAGGAGAAAUCCGAGUGGCCAAAACACUCGGAGGUCACACUACUCUGGGGGUGAGCGCCUUGACCGGAGGAGACCUGCACCGACCACUGGGGACCAUGGCUCCGCUCCGAAGGAGAAGCACUCCAGGGUAGUGCCCGCCAGUGUCCCAAAGACAUCUCGGUGCCCAGUGCCGGGUUGUUGUGGGAAUUUCACACAAAAGCAUGCCAUGGAGGCCCACCUCCCUGGUGUCUUUUGGCUGUGUGUUAGUGGUGAAAGUGUCACCAAUAGAAGGAUAGGGGCAUUGAAGCUAGUGGUCAGGUGGCUACUGGGGUUUAGCAGUACUUUGCUGAAUCUUGUGGUUUACUUGGAGAGUGUUGGUGUGCCGGUUUCCCAUGAAACCUGCUCCAGCGAUCUCCAGAAGGCAGCGCACGAGUUCUGUGAGGCUCUUAGGGUGCCCGUACCCGAAGACCUCAGUCUAAAGAAACGAGGUAAUGCUGUGACAGUAUUGUUGCAGUGGCGUUGUCUUCUGACCUUGGUUUCAAUGUUGGAAAGACAUCAGGAAGACAGUUUGAAAUCCAUGUUCGAACUGUCUCCUGAAGAGAAGGAACUCAUUCUGAGUGUCCCGAAGGCAUUUGACAGCCAUUGUCAUUUGGAUAGGACAGGGAGGGAUAUGGCCUUGUCUAUUCCAUCAUUGGCUGCCGUUUGUGCCGGGAAGGCUCGGGGUGACGAAUUCGAGGUCAAGGUCACGGGAGCAGCAACCAUUUGCUGUGACCCUGACAACUAUCCUUCGGAUUCACUGAUCCAAUCCUGGGUCGAUGAAGGUGUUGUCGUUGUUUGUGGCAUCCAUCCCAAGACGGAUGUCACGGACAAGAGGUUAGAGCGCUUGGCCAAGAUUUUGGAAAAUCCAAAUGUGGCCGGCCUCGGUGAGGUUGGAGUGGACCACACUCCCCAGCCUGAUACCUGGUCCAACCAGAUUUUGGGCUUGGAGAGGGUCUUGAACUUGCUCAAACCUGAGCAUAUUCUAGUGUUGCAUGCACGCAGCAUGUUGGAUGUUGGGGAUGAGGCCAUCUUGUCCCUAAUGUACCAACUAGCAAGCCAUCCAAAGGUGCAGAGGGAGCAGUUGAUACAUCUCCACUGCUUCUCUGGUACCAAGGUGGUCAUGGAUCGUUGGAUAGAGCAGUUCCCAAAUACUUAUUUUGGGUUUACCUCCAUGGUAAGACUGUUCAAGCCAUCGAAUCCUGACCAGAUUGCUGCUGUCCGUGACAUUCAGCCCAGCCGAAUGUUACUGGAGACUGAUGCGCCGUACUUUGCACCACAGGGGUAUAAACGUUCGACUCCGGCUUUGAUCGGUACGGCAGCUGCCUGUGUCGCCCAGCUGACACACCGUGAUUGGCGGGAUGUUCUGCAGCAGACCAAUGCUAAUGCAGAACGUCUGUAUCUCGAUCGGAAGGCCCCUGCCUCCGAUUGAGUACUUGGAGUAGCGUCCUGGCUGGAAGGGGUACGGUCCGGUCAGGUAGGUCCUGUUGUCCAGCCCUCUGGCACUUGGCCGAGUACCAGUACCGGUUUGAACCCGGGAAGCUCUAGUCUGCCCUAGGACUAGAGAGGCGUCUGCGAUGGGUUAACUUCCGUGAGCCACAGUCCCCUCCUAAAGAAUAGGACGGGGAGGAGUGUAGUACCGUAUGGUAAAGGUUCCGGAAGUUAACGAAGUCUGACGAGCUUACCGGAAGGGGUAGUUCCGAGCAUUCCGGAACUAGUGAGGCAGUCCGGAACUGAUAGCUGAGAGUACGACGCCAUAUUGUUAGACGUUACAUAAGUUAUUGUUAUCUGGCAGAUUCUGUGCAACUACAGACCAUCCAAGGAAGG
Messenger RNA from Ruditapes philippinarum (Manila clam), 2746 nucleotides. RefSeq lists its product as uncharacterized. The transcript is spliced from 2 exons. The coding region runs from base 147 to 2351 and encodes 734 amino acids. Gene Ontology annotation, molecular function: hydrolase activity, acting on ester bonds. NCBI's taxonomy places the organism in Eukaryota, Metazoa, Mollusca, Bivalvia, Venerida, Veneridae. The record is from RefSeq and is a predicted model, not a curated record.